Messenger RNA from Zea mays, 3256 nucleotides. RefSeq lists its product as uncharacterized. Gene Ontology annotation, molecular function: metal ion binding. The transcript has 8 exons. The record is from RefSeq and is a predicted model, not a curated record. Bases 2298 to 2954 code for a protein of 218 amino acids. NCBI's taxonomy places the organism in Eukaryota, Viridiplantae, Streptophyta, Magnoliopsida, Poales, Poaceae.
CGGGGAUGGUAUUCGUCGUCUUGGCUUCAUCCUCUCGCCCGCCGUCUCGACUGUAGCAAGCGGGGCUGCUGUCCGCCGCAUUCAGGAGCCAUGCGUGAGGGGAUGAGGGAGAGGGACAGAGGCGGGAGCCCGGAUGCGUCAGGUCCUCCGCCCUUCCGCGGCCCGGCGUACAAGACGAAGCUGUGCGCGCUUUGGAGGGGCAGGGGCGGCUGCCCCCGCCCCAACUGCGGUUUCGCCCACGGCGAGGCUGAGCUCCGAAGGCCGCCCCCUCGCGCCUCCUUCCAGCCUCGCCCACGACCUGGUAUGCACCACGCGCACCUCCUUCCGUCCCUCCCUCCCGCUCUCAUUAUGGAUCCGCGCUUAGUUUGUCGUUUUAGGGCUUUGCAUCACCUUAUCAUCUUCUUCUGGGUUUUACCGUACCCAAAAUGUUGUCGAUUCCAUGCCAAUUUGUCGGAUUAGGUUAUUUGGAUGGUUUCCCGAGCAAGAGACACCAGUGCGCUCUUCUUCAAAGAGAUGCAUAUUCGGCCUGUUUAUUCAUCGAGUUAUUGGGAUGAUUGGUUGAUGACUGGAGACACAGCCCAAUGUUUGAAUGCUAGUGGUGCAGCAAACACUGACAGAUAGCAAUGUGAUCUGAAUCAUAUGAUCUCAGGAGGAGAGUUAGCGAACAGGGAAGAUAGUUGCAACUGCAAGAAUUAUAUAAUGUUAACAAUUUGCAAGUGCAUCCUUUGAGGAUGUACAAAUGGGGUUGCAGAUGUUAAUGGCUGACAAUUCUGGGAGGUUUUAUAGUUUCUACCCGUUGCUGAGAAGACUCUACCCUUCAAUUGCAUAACAGUAUGAUGGUUUGGCACCUGAAUCUUUUCUCAGUUUGUGUUAUAUCUUCUCAUCUUAUGGUGCAUAUACACCAUGAUUCCUGUGUAGUGGUACUUGAACUGAGUGCUUGCUGCCGCAGAACACAAAAAUCAUCAACAAGCCUGAUUUCAUUGCAGAUAAUCUUGGCAUUGCUGGUUAUUAUUUUGAUUUUACAAUAGAUAUCUCAUGGACAGAUUUGUUGAGAUUGACUGCUUCCAGAGGAUGGCACAUCUUAUUUCCAUCCUGGCCUUUGUUUCAGUUGGCAAUCGGUCAUUUAUGAUACUUGAAUGCUUAACCUGCCUCAGAAGAACUGAACAUGGAAGAUAUUAUACAUUUUAUCUUCUCGAUGGGAUUCAUGCUAUGGUCAGUGAGCUUUAACAAUGCUAUUAGAAGCUUUUGCAACUAAUUGAAACAUGCCGUUUGAAUACACUGCAUCAAGCUAUAUCUGUGGCUUUAUUGUUACCUGCACUUCAAGUAUCAUCUUGGAACAAGAUUUUUGGCAGUCAUAUGGAUAACAUCUGAUCAAAUGAAAUUAAAUUUAUUUGGUGCUAUUCGAGUUUUGGAAGAUUUUACGUCAUGGUGAUUGGAACAUGACAUCUAAUUAAUUUUGGUGAUUCCAUCCAAAUUUACUUCAGGGAGAAGGGAUUACAGAGAUCAUGAGUUUAGACUCAGGCCUGAUAGAAGACACUCACCCCAUGGGAGGUAUUCCCCUGAAAGAGAUAUCAGGCGUCGUUCAUUUCAUGAUAAGAGACCAAGUUCUGAAGAUAGGGGUAAUCACUUUUUCUGUGCACAUUUGUGCCAAUAAAAAUAUUUGCCACUGUCCAUUGUAUCUUCUAACUACUCCCUGAGAUUUGAUUUGCAGGAUCUAGUCAUUCAAGAUCACCUAUUAGGAAGAGGUAUGUAGGAACGAAUAACAAUUAUUAGGGAUUCAAGAUCUAGUCAUUAGAAGUACUUAAAUUUGUUUAUUACAUCGGGCUAGUUUAUCUUCAUGUACCAUCAUGACUUAAUCCCUGCUAAUUUAUUGGUUUCCUAAUUUUUUAUAUGUGCGAGCUGCAAUGUUAAGUUUGUGGUUUAUGAGACCUUUUAUUCUAUUGUUCAACCAUGAUCUACCAUGGAGUCUCAUUACCAUCCAUUUAUAACUUUGGGGUGGGGUUGUAGCCGUGUAGGGUCAUGAAUGUUGGUAUCACCAAGGAGGGUUUUGAUCUUAUGUUAGGCAUGUGAUCUGUAUACAUGCUUUUUUUGCAAGUUUAUGGCUUGCUUGUGAAAUUGCCUAUCUUUAUGUUUAUGUUCUAUGGCUGCUCAGUGAGAGAAAACAUAGUAAAAGUCCUGAUGGUGGAGAAACCGAUUCAUCCGUAAGUGUUCGAAGUCCUGAUAACGAAGACAGAGGAAAAGAUGAAAGGUACUUAAGCAGUGAUGAGAAAAAUGGUCAUGAAGAUCAACUGAAACAAAUGCAUCUGGACAUGGAAGCAUUGCGUGAAGACAAAUCAAAGCUGGAGAUGAUAUUAGAGAAGAAGACUGAUGAAGAGCACAAACUUUGUAGCAGAGUAGAAGAUCUUGAAUUGCAAUUGAACAAAGAGAAAGAAGAUUGCCAAAGGAUGUCCUCCAAAACCAAAAAGCUAAUCAAAGCACAUGGGCGUUAUAUAAAAGCACAGGAGGAUUUAAAGAGGUCUCAGGCUCGCUUUGAGAGGCUAGCAGAUUUGCUUGCUUCAGAUAUUUUGAAGCCUUGUACCAAGGAGCAGGGUUCCAUAGGGAUUACUGCCAAUGAAGAUCCAUAUAAUGCUAAUGAAAUGAGCCCAAGUGACCAAAGACAAAACCAUGUUUCAGCAUCGAGAAAAAGACUUAUUUCCCUCCCAACAAGUGAAGAAGCAAAAACUGGAAAGAGACAGAGAGAGAAUGGUGAUGAUAUGAUCCCAACAUCAGAGAACUAUAGACCUGAAGAUGCCCUAGAACAUCUCCAAGAUAGCAAGGGAACUGAUCUACCAGAAUCAUUUACAGUGAAGAAGUUAAGGGAGGGUGACAACGAUGAUGUAGGAAACAUUGUCUCUUCAAGCAAUAUUUUUGCGGAUAGGUACACGGGCGAUGAUGAGGAAGUUGAUGUUGAUUAGUGAGCGGAUGCUGUCGGUGGUUGAUAAUGAUUUGAGCUGUAGGAAGCUAUCUCAACAGACGACAUGGAUGCCAGCUUCUAAAACUACUUUUAUGCCUUUUGCAUUGGGUAAUAGGGGCUGGUAUAUCUGGUAGAGCUAUUUAUGUGCUUAGACUUGAGUUGUGAUGCUGUCAAACAUAUCUAUACUUCUUUUUCUUUUGUGUCUCCUGGGGCUCGAAGAGGAUACUAAUCUGUGCUCGCCUCAUGUAUUAUUCUUAGCCAGUAUGAGUAUUAUUUGAGACUUUUGGAUUGGUUGUGUUAUUC